CGUUUAGAGACGGAGCCUCUGCCGUGUUAAGGUGACCUGUACUGAGGCUGUCCUGUUGCCAUUUGUGAGUGAAGAGGAUCUGCUGCAAACAUGUCUCUGUCUAACAAGCUGACCCUGGACAAGGUGGACGUGAAUGGGAAGAGGGUGGUGAUGAGGGUUGACUUUAAUGUCCCUAUGAAAAAUAACCAGAUUACAAACAACCAAAGGAUUAAAGCUGCUGUUCCCAGUAUCCAGCAUUGCCUGGACAAAGGUGCCAAAUCUGUCGUUUUAAUGAGCCACUUGGGGCGGCCGGAUGGUGUUCCCAUGCCUGAGAAGUAUUCGCUGGCUCCAGUUGCCGUGGAACUUAAAACUCUUCUAAAAAGGGAUGUAGUGUUUCUGAAGGACUGUGUGGGACCAGAAGUGGAGGCAUCAUGUGCUGCUCCAGCCACUGGGACUGUCUUUCUCCUGGAGAACCUGCGAUUCCAUGUAGAAGAGGAGGGUAAAGGCAAAGAUGCAGCUGGGAACAAGACCAAGGCAGAUGCUACCAAGGUGGAAGCUUUCCGUGCCUCUCUGUCUAAACUUGGUGAUGUCUACAUCAAUGAUGCUUUUGGAACAGCACAUAGAGCUCACAGCUCUAUGGUCGGUGUUAAAUUGCCCCAGAAAGCUGCUGGUUUCUUAAUGAAGAAAGAGCUUGAUUAUUUUGCAAAGGCACUGGAAAACCCAGAAAGACCUUUCCUUGCUAUUCUUGGAGGGGCCAAGGUCAAGGACAAGAUCCAGCUGAUCAAUAACAUGUUGGACCAAGUGAAUGAAAUGAUCAUUGGUGGAGGAAUGGCAUUCACCUUUUUGAAAGUGCUCAACAACAUGGAGAUUGGUACUUCCUUGUAUGAUGAUGAAGGAGCCAAGAUCGUAAAGGACCUGAUGGCUAAGGCUGAGAAAAACAAUGUAAAGAUUACUCUGCCUGUGGACUUCACGACCGCUGACAAGUUUGAUGAGAAUGCCAAUACUGGGCAGGCCACAAUUGCUGGCGGAAUCCCAGCUGGAUGGAUGGGUCUUGACUGUGGGCCAGAAAGCAUUAAGCUGUUUGUGGAAGCUGUGGGAAGAGCCAAGCAGAUCGUUUGGAAUGGUCCAGUUGGGGUGUUUGAGUGGGACAAGUUUGCUAAAGGAACUAAAGCUGUAAUGGACAAGGUGGUGGAAGUCACAGGCAAGGGGACCAUCACCAUCAUCGGUGGUGGAGAUACUGCAACCUGCUGUGCAAAGUGGGACACUGAAGACAAAGUCAGCCAUGUCAGUACUGGAGGAGGCGCUAGCCUGGAACUGCUUGAAGGUAAAGUCCUUCCUGGUGUUGAUGCUCUGAGCAGCGUCUAAUUUCUUUCACUGGAUAAAGCAAUGAUCAUGAGAGGGAAUGUCUUGGGUCACAAUCCUGGGGAAUGCAAGCCUGAACCUGAUACGACCACAAGCACUUUACUCUGGCUUAAACUCACGGUUCUCUAAAGGAUUAACAAUGUGGUUGGGUUAACUACUCAGCAGCUCCUGCACUGUAUUGAUGAGUAGCAACGGUUAAUAAGCACGCUCAUUUCUCAUUGUACAGCUGGUAGCUUGUCCGAACAGAGUAUGUUGUAGGCUUUGUGUUUUGCUCUUAGAUGUAUAUAUUGCCCUGUAGCUAUGUCUGUGACUCUGUGUUAGGUCCUCACCAAAUGGUAAAUGUUUACAGGAAAACUACAUGGGCAACCCAGAAAUCUGCUAAAAUAAAAAAUAAAUUAC
Molecule: messenger RNA, 1740 nt
Organism: Rana temporaria (common frog)
Lineage: Eukaryota; Metazoa; Chordata; Amphibia; Anura; Ranidae
Product: phosphoglycerate kinase
Exons: 11
Coding region: 91-1344 (417 amino acids)
Biological process (GO): gluconeogenesis; glycolytic process
Cellular component (GO): cytosol
Molecular function (GO): ATP binding; ADP binding; phosphoglycerate kinase activity
Source: RefSeq, a predicted model, not a curated record